Molecule: messenger RNA, 713 nt
Organism: Hydra vulgaris (swiftwater hydra)
Lineage: Eukaryota; Metazoa; Cnidaria; Hydrozoa; Anthoathecata; Hydridae
Source: RefSeq, a predicted model, not a curated record
AGGAAAAAGAAAGGCAUCUAUUAAGCAAGGUUCAAGAUUCAGCACCAAAAGUUCCCCAACAAUCUUCGCAAAAUGCAGAAAAGCAUUGUACUAAGUGCUUGUCAGUUAUUGGUCGUGGGCUUCCUCUCUACUGCACUCCUGGAACACGCCAUGAAAAUUUGAGAAGAAUGGCUGCCUCUGAUCCCAUUGGUGCAGAGCAAGUUGCAGCAACAGUUUUGGCAUCAAAAAGUGCAUCUCCUCAUGGCACCAUCAGACUCAGUCAACCUUGUGGAAAGUUAUUACCAUUGAGAAAAGGACCUUCAUCAGCACAGCAACUUUUCAAAGAGCCUCUCACAACGCAGAAUAUGGUUCAAAUUCAGCAGAAUAUAGGACUUUCAAACAAUGGGAUGAGAAAACUUGGAUCGGCACUAAAUCAAAUCAGUCCUAUCAGAUUGGUGGAGCCAAGUUUUCAGCAAAAAUUCGCUCAAGCAGGCCAAAAACUUUGUGAUCACUUCACUGUGAGCAGCAUCACUCUUGCUGAAAACAAUCAAAUAUCCCAAGUUGUGCAUUGUCAAAACCUCAGUAGUCUUAGUGAUGUCUUCUUAGCAUCAAGAAAGAUGACAGAUUCUGCAAUUUUGAAACUAGGGAUUGAUGGUGAAGGAUCUUUUUUGAAAGUCAGCUUCACACACAUCAUUGUGGAUGAAGGUGACACACCGCCACAUAGCCCACUGUAG